Miniopterus natalensis is the source of this 3264-nucleotide messenger RNA. Lineage: Eukaryota; Metazoa; Chordata; Mammalia; Chiroptera; Miniopteridae. The record is from RefSeq and is a predicted model, not a curated record.
CCGGCUUCCUCGCCGUCAAGCGAGGACUGCGGUCGCCAAGGCGCCGUCAAGCGGACUCUGUCGUGAGGCAGGCCGAGAUGCAUCCAGAGCUUUUGUGACCGGGGACUACUCUGAAGCAGGCCUUGUGGAUGAUGUAUCUGACUUGUCAUUUUCUGAGAUGCUGACACUUCAAAAUUGGCUAUCAUUUUAUGAGAAGAAUUAUGAAUUUGUUGGAAAGGUGAUAGGAAGAUUCUAUGGAGAGGACGGGCUACCCACCCCAGAACUGACCCAGGUAGAAGCCAUGAUCACCAAAGGCUUGGAAGCAAACAAACAGGAACUGAAAGAGAAGCAGAAGUUCCCACCGUGCAAUGCGGAGUGGAGCGCAGCACGGGGCAGCCGGGUCUGGUGUUCCCAGACGAGUGGAGGUGUUAGCAGAGACUGGAUUGGUGUCCCCAGGAAGCUGUAUAAGCCAGGCGCCAAGGAGCCCCACUGUGUGUGUGUGAGAACCACCGGCCCCCCUAGUGACCUGGCGUCGGACGACCCUACACACAGAAAUCGUGGGGACUUGGACCACCCCAGCUUGGAGGAAUAUACAGGUUGCCCACCUCUGGCCAUCACAUGCUCCUUCCCAUAACCCACAUAGAAGCCUAAUGGACCCUUGACUCACAUGCCCUAGGAUGGCUCCUGACAUCAAACAAGAGGGCCUGGAAGGACUCUGGCCUCUGCAAAUGUGACCCAUGACCCCUCACCAUGGGUUCACCAUUCUGGGGACUGAGGCCAGUACUCGGCAACCUGCCUAAUACUGGUCAGCCAGUUUUUGCCACUAUUCCCCUAGACCUAUUUGCCGUCCUCCUUCAGAGCCCUCAAAUAUUAAUGGGCACACACGUGACCAACUCAAAAUUAACUGGACAAAGGGCUCUGAGCUCCAAAAACCUCCUUCCCAUGGACUCUCAGGCUGCCCAGAUCAGCUGCUGGCCCGGUCGGGGGCACUGCCAAAAAGGGACCACCUCACUCUCUUACAGCUUGGAAACAAGCAGGUGCAUCCAGAAAAGACACGAGACCAAGAAGAGCAGCAUGACUCUUCCAGGUUCCCUGAUGGCGAAACUUGUCACCCGACUUUUAUGACCUUUCUUACAUGGAAGACCUCUUCCCUAAUUUACAACCAAAAGCCGCAUUUAGUGGAUAGGAACUGGGCCAAUUCAGUGAGAGGAGACAAUACAAGAGUAGACUAAUUCUGGAAAUUGGAAAAGCUUUUGCUUAUAUAGAUGCAAGAAAUCCAGAUGCCUCUUUAAAUUUAAAGCAAGGAUAUUGUUUCUCUUUCGAACACUGAAAAGUAGGUGUGGUGUGUUUUCAGAGAGAGAAUUCUGCAUUUUUGGCAAAAGGUAGUUUCAGAGCUCUAACAAGGGUAACUGGCUAGCGCAACGUCAAAGUUUGCCCAAGGCUGCAAAUGCCAGUAUAAACAGCCUCAAUUUGACAGUGGCUGGGCAUGCAACUCUUCCAGUGGGUUGUGUCCAAGGUCAUUGUACUCUACACUUGACAUAUUUCAUACCCAUUACCUCCUGGAUUCUUGUUAAGCAGAGGGGGGCAAGGAGUGUUUCUACUUUGCAGAUAAGGCAGUGAAGCCUGGGGUAUUACAGACGCAUGGUCUUUCCUCAUUUGAGCCUUCUGUCAACUCCUUUCUCAACCCCCUCAACUCUUUUUUUGUUGUUGUUAAUCUUCACCUGGGGAUAUUUUUUCAUUGAUUUUUAGAGAGAGUGAAAGGGGGGAGGGAGGAGAGAGAAACACAGAUGUGAAAGAGACACACAGAUUGGCUGCCCUCUGCACAUGCCUUAACUGGGGCCAGGACCAAGCCUGCAACCCAGGUUCGUGUCCUUGACUGGGAAUCGAACCCAAGGCCCUUCAGUUCACAGGCUAGUGCUCUAACUACUGAGCCAAACCGGCCAGGACUCAACUCUUAAACAUUCUCUGUUCUUUUGUCUCCUUUAUCAUUGUUCUCACUAAAUAGCUUUCCAGAUUCAGUGACUAGAAAAUGGAAGCUGCCUCCCCUACAUGAGCAGUCUGUGGUUCACUGCUUUUGUGGCCACACCUGUCGCUUCUACCGGACUCUGCUCUUGACUCCUUCUGCCACCCCAGGAUCUUCCUCACCUGCCCUUCCUGUACCUUUAACCUCUCCCUGCCUCCUGGCUCUAAGUCCGCAUGAAACAGCUUAAUUCCCUCACGUCAUGAAUAAAGCACUCCCUCCAUACAUUCUUCUGCAGCGCCUUAUCUAUUCCCGUCAUAGAUAGGAUUUCUGGGAAAGCCGCAGGUACCCACUCUGCUCCUCAGCCACCAUGUGCCCGGCUUCUGCCCUUCCCUGAUCAACAGCAGGACAAAUCUGCAUCGGCCAAUCCCAUGGCCCGGUUCCUUGAAAGCCUCCCUCCUGCGUGAGCCCCUUCCCACUAACUCUUCUCACUCCUGCUUCAGCGACCAUGCAUCUAGUCUGGACGCCUUUCCUGAGCAGAUGUGUAGGCACCAUGCAUCUAGUCUGGAUGCCUUUCCUGAGCAGUUCUGUAGGCACCAUGCAUCUAGUCUGGAUGCCUUUCCUGACCAGUUCUGUAGGCACCACUCUGCGUUUCUGGCAUUCAGUCUUCAUCUUUUCCCUGAUUCUUCUGGUUCCCCCUGAUGAUGGUUCCACCGUCACCGUCUAAACCCAGUCACACCAAGUAAGGAUCCUGGCGGUCAUCCACACAUCCUGCCUCUGCUGCUCCCCUCCUCCCAACCCAUCGCCGCGUCCGGGCACCCGUACCUCUUCAGCUCCCCCUCCUUCCCUCUUACCCAUUCCGAUGCUCUCCUCUGCUUCAGGCUGUCCUCCCUCCCUCCGGCCCACCCUCCCCACUGCUGCGAGUCAUCCUUGAUGACCAGGGUGUUCCCCAUUUGAACCUCUUCAGUGGUCGUCGUAUCUAUGAGGAUCAAGUGCUGACUUCAGCAGCGUGGCACACAAGGCUCUUCUAUGGUCUGUCUCCUCCGGCCUGUAUUUCUCCCACCCCCCACAUCCACGUUGCCUCCAGCCUCCACCUCACUGCAUUGUGCCUACGGUGCCUUCACCCAGGUUGUCCCUUCUGCCUGGAAUGGUACCUCUUCCUCCACUCAAUUUGUCCCCCGCUUCUCUCUUCAGAACUCAGCUCAAUUACUUCUUGGGAGCCUUCAUUAACCAUUGGCCCACCAGUUGGACUUAACAAAUAUUUUUUAAUUGAUUUCAGACUGAGGAAGGGAGAGGGGGAGAGAGGGAAACAUCAAUGAUGAGAG